Dracunculus medinensis (Guinea worm) is the source of this 891-nucleotide messenger RNA. Lineage: Eukaryota; Metazoa; Nematoda; Chromadorea; Rhabditida; Dracunculidae. The record is from the annotation of a GenBank genome assembly.
AUGUCGACCAAUCGCUCGUUCAUCGUUUUAAUUACAGGACAAAUCGAUUAUGGCCAGUUUCCGCUUAUCGAUAACAUUUACUGCAAAUUCUCUUACGUUUAUGGCAGCGACUGGAGGCAAAUAGCUGGAAUUGAAGAAGGCAUAAGUGCUAAAUGUGUGAAAGGAACAAGGCAAGACAAAAUCGUCGUCGGACUACCACUUGAAGCUACAUUUACAUCCACAAAUCCAUAUGGAUGGCCUCAAAUAUGUAUCAGUUGUUAUGGAUUGGACUGCUUCGGAAAUGAUGUCCCCAGAGGAUAUGGUGCGAUACAUCUUCCAACUGCCCCUGGAAGAAAAACUCUUCGAAUACCGAUGUUUGUACCGGAAGCAUCAACAAUAAUGCAAAAAUGGUUGGGGUGGAUUACAGGAAGAAGAGCAGAGUUCAUAGAACCGCGUAUCGUAGCAUAUGCUGACGGCCGUCAAGCAACAAAAGUACGAACUCAAGGUUUCAUUUAUAUAACACUGAAUACAGUCCUCAAAGAUAUAAAAAAACUCGGUUACGAUGUACAAUCCGAUACAUUCGCUAAAUAUUCGCAUUUUCCCCUACCAGAUUUCAAUAAUAAAGAAAGACAAAUGCCCGAAAUCCGUCAAACAAUUCAUAAAAAGGAUGAAAUUCAACUAAAAGAUGAAUUUAUCGAACGCCAAAGAAAUGAUUAUCAUCUAAUGGAACCGAUUAGCCCAAAUUCGUCCACAGGAAAAUUAAGAACGGAAGAAAAAAUAUCAAGCAAUUCUGAUCUAGAAAUAAAAAACAUCGGCGAAAAAAAUUAUGUAAGGCCAUUGCCAUUACCUACACCUUUGCCAAGAAUUCAACCAAGAAGUACGAGUUCAACUGUUGACGAUAAAAGGAACUAA